Messenger RNA from Uloborus diversus, 5895 nucleotides. RefSeq names its product mucin-2-like. Lineage: Eukaryota; Metazoa; Arthropoda; Arachnida; Araneae; Uloboridae. The coding region runs from base 1 to 5895 and encodes 1964 amino acids. The record is from RefSeq and is a predicted model, not a curated record. The transcript has 3 exons.
AUGAACAAACAAAUCUUGACGUGUGAUUUUGCAGACGAAGUUCCUUGUGACCAUUUCCGACAACGGAAGCUGCUUCAAGAUGGCGAUAAUUAUGAUUACAAUUUAGAAGUGGAUAGUCCCCAAGAUGUCGCAACAGUUUCAAGUGUAUCUGAGGGAGAAGAACCUAAUGUAGAUCCGGAAGGUGGUGACUCAGUGAAUGCUGGAGGAUCUGAAUAUGAAUCCUUGGAUAAUCUGGAAAAAAAUGAUGUUAAUGUAGAAGAAAAGGAAGAUGUCUCGGAAAAUCCUGAAAACAGCGACUCAGUCAAUGGAGGGCAAAAUGAAGAUGUUGAUUUUACGGAUAUUUUAUUGCCUACAGCUACUUCUCCGAAAGCCACUUACGAAACUACAUCAGAAGCACUAUCUGUAACCACGAAAAUGCAAUCAUCUGAAACGAAGUUAUCUAAUAACAAAACGGUAGAGGAUGACGUGAAUGUGUUACCUACAAUAUCUGUUGCAGAUAAGUCAGACAAUCCAUCUUCGCAGCCCGAAAAAAGUUCUGUAUCAAGCACAUUGAGCUAUGAUAGGACUUUCGAGUACUCUCCCAAUCCUUCUCCAACAACUAGUACUACUAUUGCUAUUCAAGUUGCAACUAAAGUGACCGAUUCAUUGUUUAGCCAGCAAGAAUUACAACAUAGCACUACAAUGAAACCUAAUAUAAAUAAUCAAACUAAUAAGAGUACAACAGAAAAUAAUUUACUUUUUGAUAAUGCAGUAUCAGGAAACAAACUUGCAUCAACUAAGCAAGAUGAAACUAAAUCCUCUUCGGUAACAAGUGAGGAAUUUAAAACUGAAGCAAAAGCUAUUAAUACUACAUACCCACCGAAUAAUACAAAAGAUUCUUCAGAGCAUGCACAGACGAACUAUACUACUAAAAGCAUAAUAACCACACAAAGUUACACAAGUGAAGUUCCUAAUGAUAAAGUCUCAAAUUCAUUAAACGCAAAUGAUGACUCUUAUGAUAUUGUUUCAGACGCAGAGACAACCUCUGAAACUCUCGCCAAGAGAACAACGAACUUAUCUACGGAAGCUUCGGUGUUCUUUACAUCUUAUACAGAAUCUAAUGCAACAUUAAACACAACUACGAAAUCGCUGUCAAACACCACAUCUGAUAGUGUAUUUUACUCCACAGCAAACCCAACAACAAUAUCCACCCCGACAUUUAAUAGCACUACUAAAUCCUUCACAGUCUCAGACGCGCAUAAAGUGAACACCACUACGGAAAAAUCUGCCGAGUCUAUCUCUACUGCAUCAUCACUGAAGAAUGCUUCUGAAAUAAAAGAAUUAUCAAGUAGUGUCACAGAACAGAACCGAAUACCAACAAAUGAGUACAAAUCUAAUAGUGAUAUACUUCAGGGUACCACCACGAUUCACACAAAUAUUUCUUCAGCUACUACUCAUAGUUCAGAUGAAGCAUCUUCCUUCAAGCUGGAAAAUUCGUCACAAAAAUUGGAUACUGAAACAAUCUCAAAUGAAGAAGUGAAUUCUACUUAUGCUGAGGACGCAAAUGAAACCAUGAGUGCAUUUACGACGGAAAGUUUGCAACAAACAACGUUAGAAUAUAAGAACUCAACUACUGUUGACUUUCUGGUUUCCUCAACAACAACAUCGAAUGCUACCACUGAGUCUAAUUACGUAAACUUAGAAAACAAAACUUCAUCUGAAAAUGGAUCAAUGGAAAAAAGUUCUGCAACUAAGCCAUCAACGGAUCAAAAAUUCAGUGAUGUAGCAACUAUUUCAUAUUCUAUGUCUGAUAAAUUAAGUGCUAGUGUGGUUACUCCUGUCACAACAAAUAUCGAGUCAACUGGGUUUACUACCGCAACUAACGAAGAUGAGCCGACUACUACAACAACAAGAUCACAAGAAAAGAAGACUGAGGCCUCCAAAGAUAUUGGUUAUUCUAGUAGGGCGGAUGAAAUGAAAGUUGAGUCGAAUGGCACCACGCCUGAAAGACAGUUGAGUAGUGAAAUCAUUGCUGUAACAGAUGAGCAGACGAGUAGUUUCGCGGCUACUAUGAUAAACGAGCAGACGACUGGUAUGGAAAAAACAGUCAUCGGUGAACAAACAAAUGGUAUGGUGCUUUCCACUAAUAAAUACCAGAAUGAUAAUGUUGAGACUACUAUAUCUGAGUUGAUGGUUAGUGUGGAAUCUACCACGGCUGACAACGAAGCAAGUAACCUGAUUACUAAUGUUACUAAUUAUCUGACGAAUCAUGAGUUGAAGAGUGAUGUUCCGAUUACUCCAAGUAGGCUGGAUGAAAUGAAAGUCGAGCCGAAUAGCACCACGCCUGAAAGACAGUUGAGUAGUGAAAUCAUUGCUGUAACAGAUAAGCACACGACUAGUUUCGCAACUACUAUGAUAAAUCAGCAAACAUCUGAUGCGGAAAAAAUCAUCGGUGAACAAACAAAUAGCGUGGAAAUUUCUACUAAUAAAUACCAGAAUGAUAAUGUUGAGACUACUAAAUCAGAGCAGAAGAUUAGUGUGGAAUCUACCACGGCUGACAGCGAAGCAAGUAACCUGAUUGUUAAUGUUACUAACUAUCAGACGAGUUAUGAGUUGAAGAGUGAUGUUCCGACAACUCCACUGACUGAGCAAAAAGAUAGCGUUGCGACGACCAUGAUUGAAGGCAAAACGAGCCGCACGGAAACUACCAAGAUUUACGAACAAACAACUGGUAUUAAACAUGGGAUUAGUGAACAGGAAAACGGUACAGAGAUUUCAACGUAUGAUACACAGAUGAAUUACGAGAAGAAUAAUAUUCUUGAGGGGAAAAGUUUGGGAACCACUCCUAAGAUAAGCCAAGCAAGUAGCAUGGAAACGGGUGCUGAUAAUACGCAUACCAACAAUUUGGAUGCAUCCACGGUAAAUGAAUUGACGAGUGAUGAUCAGACAACUCCAACGGUGGAACAGAAUAACAUUGCAACAUUGUUAAUUGAUGAUCAGACAAUUUAUGUGGAAACUACCACAACGUAUGAGCCCAUGAUUGAUGAAAAUCUAAGCAGUGUUGAUGCUACCAGCAUUGGUGAAAACCAUAGUGAGGUGUCGACUCCUAAAACUAUGGAGUACUUCAGUACUGAAGCUACAACCACAACUGACGAGUAUACGAUGAGUGCAAGUUCAACUACGACUGAGCAACGGUUGUCCAAUGUAGAAGCAACAGAAAUUCAGAAACAGUCCAAUGAUGUUACGAUUGCCUCAGUUAAAGAUUUUGCUAGCAGCGUAAUAACCACCGGAACGUAUAUUCGGGACAGCAGUUCACAUGUCAUGACUGAAAAAGAGGAAAGUAUUAUGGAUGCCACAACAGUUGAGGAAAUCCCUCUCAAUGUCUCCACAAGCAAGACGGACGACCACAGUAAUAUUACAGAGACCGUGUCAGAUAAAGAACAAGAGAUUAUCUUCGAGACCACCGUGGCUGAGUAUUUACCAAACAUGACUGGUGUUACCACAGAGAAAGAUACAGAUGCUAUGGCUACCUUGACGACUUAUGAGCAAUUGAUCCCCAUUUACAAAACGGAAGGUACAACGAGGCACAAGAUCUCGUCUGGUGAUCCUAACAUAGAAACAACUUCUGUGGAGAAGCUAAGCACUGUGUCCUACACUGCAACUGAGAAGUCACAAACCGCAGACGAAAAGAUUAGCGAUGAGCAAAAGGAGGAAUUACUGAGCAACGUGAGCACUAUAAUUGUAGACGAAGAACUUAGUACUGUUGAAGUCACUGAAACAGAUAAAAAGUUGAUGAGUGCGCCUUCAACAACUGAGAAAGAUCAAAUCACUACUAAAUCAGAUACAAAGGAGAGGCUCACUACUUUACCAACUAGAAAUGAGGAUGUGACGGAUAUUAAAACUUUGACGACAGUAAAAGAGCGUGGGACUAUUGUAACUUCAAAAACUGGGGACUAUUUAAGCAAUGUGGUAACUGCUACAGCUAAUAAUAUAGGUAUCACCGGGAUUGAAGAUGAAACUGAAAAUGUUACAGAAUUACCGACUGAAAUCGAGCAGAUGAAUUCAAGCAUUACUACUGAGGAUUUGAGCAGUUUGCCAGUGAGUACCAUUAAGGAACAGCAGGACGGUCUCAUUACUGCUACAACCGAUCAAGACCUGAGCGGUUCAGAAGCCUUUACGACGACAGAUAAAUUGGCAUCUGUUACAACUCCGCUGAUUCCAGCAGUGACGACUGAAAAGUAUGUAAGCAGUAUAAGUACUAUUGCCGAUGACAAAUACACAACAAACGAUGAAAAUAGUUUUAAAACCGAAACACUUUCUACAUAUAUUGAAAAUAGUACAUAUAAAGACAGUACAGAAAGUACUGUUACGACCGAAGAAUUUAGUGAUGAAAGUACUACAGAAACUGACGAACUUCUAAAGAAUGAUGACGUUACGACAAGUAAUAAAUAUCUCAGACCUAUUAUCACGUCCACAAUCGAGAAAACAUUUAACAUUGUUGUCACUAGUACAACUGAGAAACCUUCUAUGAGUACUGAUAAUUUUCCAACAGAUGACUACGCUAGAAAUAAGGACACUCAAAUGACAGAAAAGGAUUUUAUCACAGUAGGCACUACUAAGACCGUGGCAUUUUUUACUGACAUUGAUAACUCCACAACUGAACAAUCGCCUCUAACGGCUGUAAAAGAAUCAAGCAGCUUGAAAACUAAAGAAUUUAAUGAGAAUCAAAGUGUCACUAAAACUGAAAUUCAGAACGAGAGUAGUAUAGAUUCUACCACGAUUGAAUGGCAUUCUAACAAUCUUUCCUCCCCUACCAGAAAAAAUACAAACGUCUUACCGCUUACAACUACUGAAGAUCAGCAGAUCAGUUUGUCAGAAACAACGGAUGUCGAAGAGCUAAGCAGCUUAAAAGCAGUAGCAAAUACAGAAGAGCCGCGUAAUACAGAGCCUGUUGCAAAUAGUUUUAGUCUGUAUACCACCAUGGCUGAAAAUGAAUUGAAAACUGUGACAGCAGCUGUAGUUGAAGAAACAAGUUUUUUCACAGCUGAAAAAUAUCCAAGAGGCCAGGAAAUUGUUACGACUGUUGAAUACCUCAUAGAUAAUUAUACUUCUACGAGACAGAAAUAUCCUAGCGGUGACGAUCCUACUACAAUGAAGGGAAGUCCUACUAGUAUUGAUACAAUUACUACUGCUGAAUAUCCAAGCAGUGCAGAUCCUGCUACAAUGAAGGAAAAUUCUACUAGUAUUGAUUCCAUUACUUCUGCUGAAUAUCCAAGCACUGCAGAUCCUACUACAAUGAAGGAAAAUCCUACUAGCAUUAAUACCAUUACAUCUUUUGAAUAUCUAAUCAGUACAGAUCCUAUUACAACGAAGGAAAAUCCUACUAGUAUUGAUACCAUUACAUCUGCUAAAUAUCGAAGCAGUACUGAUCCUACUACAACGAAUAAAAAUCCUACUAGUAUUGAUUCCAUUACUUCUGUUGAAUAUCCAAGCAGUGAAACUCCUACUACAACAGAGGAAAAACCUACUACCACUGAUACACAUACUACUGCUGAAUAUCGAAGCAGAAAGGAUACCAUAUUUACAGAGAAAUAUUCUAGCAGUAUUAAUCCUGUUACUACUACAACACAUCGCAACGCUUCUGACUAUAUUACUACUUUAAGCAAUAUGAAUGAUAUUGAUACUGACGAAUAUUCUAGCAACAUUGAUACCAUUACUACUGAGAAAUAUGCUAGCAUUAAUUAUCUUUCUACUGAGGAAAAUUCCAGUGGUUUUUAUUCCACUAUUACUGAGAAAUAUUCUAGCAAUUUAGAUAUGACUACUACUGACGAAUAUCCUAGUAGACCUGUGACAGUUGAGAUAAAUACUAGCACUAUCGACUCCAAUACUUCUGAAGAAUAUAUCGUAGCAAUGUAA